Anoplophora glabripennis (Asian longhorned beetle) is the source of this 753-nucleotide messenger RNA. Its product is annotated as protein lethal(2)essential for life-like. The record is from RefSeq and is a predicted model, not a curated record. Bases 73 to 600 code for a protein of 175 amino acids. Gene Ontology annotation, molecular function: protein folding chaperone. NCBI's taxonomy places the organism in Eukaryota, Metazoa, Arthropoda, Insecta, Coleoptera, Cerambycidae. The transcript has a single exon. Gene Ontology annotation, biological process: response to heat; protein refolding.
AAUAACCAAAUCAACCUUCGCAAGUUCCGAAAUAGUUUUUUUACACGAGUGAGCGGAUAAAUAGUGUUAAAAAUGUCUCUAUUGCCUUAUUUAUUCGACGAUCCUCGCUACAUCCGACCGUCGACCCUUCUGGACCAACACUUCGGCUCCGUUCUUGACCCCGAAGAUUUUUUGCAACCUUUUAGAGUUGCGGGCUACCUGAACAGAUCUCCUGCGGGUUAUUUGAGGAAUUGGGUGCCUUCUGCUUCUAGACAAGACAGCGGUUCGGUGGUUGCCUUCGACAAGGACAAGUUCCAAGCUAACUUGGACGUGCAGCAGUUCAAACCGGAAGAAAUCACGGUUAAAGUCACGGGGGAUAAUACGAUUACAAUCGAAGGUAAACAUGAGGAGAAACCAGACGAGCAUGGUCACAUAUACAGACAUUUUGUGAGAAAGUAUGUGCUGCCGAAGGAAUGUGAUAUAAGUAGGGUGGAGUCUAAGCUGUCUUCGGAUGGGGUGUUAUCCAUCACUGCUCCGAGAGUGGAAGAUGAGCAGAUCCAGGAGAAGAGUGUUCCGAUAACUCAGACGGGUCAGCCUGUCAAGCAGAUCGAGAAGAAGUGAAGCAAAGUGUAAACCAGUCAUUCGGAAAGUAUCUAUUAAGUUCUUAAGCAUUUUGUUCAAUAGGUAUUGUAACAUCUAUUUAUUCGUGUUUUAGUUUAGUUAGAUUAACUUUAAUUUUGUAAUGGAUACUGAAAAAUAAAACUAUUAAAGAUU